Pygocentrus nattereri (red-bellied piranha) is the source of this 4023-nucleotide messenger RNA. It is a transcript of the gene klhl3, whose product is annotated as kelch-like family member 3. Gene Ontology annotation, molecular function: protein binding. The coding region runs from base 266 to 2104 and encodes 612 amino acids. Lineage: Eukaryota; Metazoa; Chordata; Actinopteri; Characiformes; Serrasalmidae. The record is from RefSeq and is a predicted model, not a curated record. The transcript has 15 exons.
GGUGCGUUACCCGGCAACGUGGAUACGCGCGGAUUGGACGGAGCUGAGUGAGAGGGCAGAGAAGACUGGAAACUGCCUCAGAGUCUGCCACACAGCAUGUAAACAUUUAACCCAUAGACCGUCUAGAAGGGCUGCCUCGAACACAAGAAAAGACCACCGAAAGUGCAGCGAUAGGUGGUAGUACUUGCUGACCACUAAGCGGUCACUAUAAGGGGAGUAGGUCGGAAAGAAAUCGAGUAGUUAUGGGCCUCGGAGCCGCAGCGGGAUGAGCCAUGUAGCUAGCCAGCUAGCAAUUUUAACGUCGUUAGCCAUCUGGCUAGCUGUACAGUGCUCCGGAAACAUGGACAUUGUCGGGAGGCGAGUUACAGCCCUGCCAGGGUUUGAUUCAGAGGAGGAUGGUAGAGACCCAGGGAUGCACACCUUCACGCAUACGCAUAUGAGGAAAGCCUUCAGGUUAAUGAACGACUUGAGAAGCAGGAGGAUGCUUUGCGAUGUGCUGCUAGUAGCUGGAGAAGUGGAGAUUCCUGCACACAAAGUGGUUCUAGCUUCCUGUAGUCCGUACUUCUGCGCUAUGUUCACAGGUGAAAUGAGUGAAAGUAAGGCUCCACGUGUUGAAAUAAGAGAUAUGGAUGGGCAGACACUCACGAAACUGGUGGAUUAUAUAUAUACGGCACAGAUUGAAGUAUCAGAAGACAACGUUCAGGUGCUGCUGCCCGCAGCCAGUUUGCUGCAGCUGAUGGACGUGAGGCAAGUGUGCUGUGAGUUCCUGCAGGCUCAGCUCCACCCCACCAACUGCCUUGGCAUUCGCGCCUUUGCCGACCUGCACGCCUGCACAGACUUGCUAAACCAUGCCCACGCCUACGCUGAGCAGCAUUUCUCAGAGGUCAUGCAGGGAGAGGAGUUCAUGAGUCUUUCCUUGCAGCAAGUGUGCAGUCUCAUCUCUAGUGACAAACUUACUGUGUCCACUGAGGAGAAGGUUUUUGAAGCCAUGAUUGCAUGGAUAAAGCACGAUAAGGAGGCACGAUUGGAGUACAUGCCAAAACUCAUGGAGCAUGUUCGGCUGCCGUUAUUAUCGAGAGAUUACUUAGUUCAGAUCGUAGAGGAAGAGGCUUUGAUCAAGAACAACAACACAUGUAAGGAUUUUCUCAUUGAAGCUAUGAAGUACCACCUGUUGCCUGCAGACCAGCGGCACCUGAUAAAGACUGAUAGGACACGACCACGGACACCAGUCAGCUUGCCUAAGGUGAUGAUAGUGGUGGGUGGCCAGGCCCCUAAAGCUAUCCGCAGCGUUGAGUGUUAUGACUUUCAGGAGGAUCGUUGGUACCAGGUGGCCGAUCUGCCUUCUAGACGCUGCCGAGCAGGUGUGGUAUUCAUGGCUGGUAAGGUGUAUGCAGUGGGGGGCUUCAACGGUUCUUUGCGUGUGAGGACGGUGGAUGUGUAUGACGGUGUGAGGGACCAUUGGAGUGCGGUUCCUAGCAUGCAGGAGCGCCGCAGUACUCUUGGGGCAGCCGUGCUGGGGGACCUGCUCUAUGCUGUUGGAGGGUUUGAUGGCAGUACAGGCUUGUCCUCAGUGGAGGCAUACAACCCCAAAACUAACGAGUGGGUGUUUGUGGCUCCCAUGAACACCAGGCGUAGCAGUGUGGGAGUAGGAGUGGUGGACGGAAAGCUGUAUGCAGUGGGAGGUUACGAUGGGGCAUCCCGGCAGUGUCUGAGCACUGUGGAAGAGUACAAUCCUGUUAGUAAUAAAUGGGGCUACGUUGCUGAUAUGAGCACCAGGCGGAGUGGAGCAGGGGUUGGAGUGCUUGAUGGACAGUUGUAUGCUGCAGGGGGUCAUGAUGGUCCCCUGGUGAGGAAGAGUGUAGAGGUAUAUGACCCAGCUACUAAUACCUGGAGGCAGGUGUGUGAUAUGAACAUGUGCCGGAGGAACGCAGGAGUGUGUGCCAUAAACGGCCUGCUAUAUGUGAUCGGUGGAGAUGAUGGCUCAUGUAACUUGUCCUCUGUGGAGUACUACAACCCUGCUAUGGAUAAAUGGAGCCUCAUUCCUACCAACAUGAGUAACGGACGCAGCUAUGCAGGGGUGUCAGUUAUUGACAAACCAUUAUGACUAAGGGCUCUGGUGAGCAGGACCCCACUGACAUGUGUAGAGAAUGGCUGUAGUAGACAUACGGUCAUUUGAAGCUAGUCUGUGGGAGCAGGCGUGCUGUGGACAGACUCUUCCUGUUCUGGUCACGCUGACCCUGUGCUCACCAUGAAAACAGCUUAAAGCACACCAUCACGCAGACUGACCGCCAAAAUGUAAGACCAGGCAUGCACAUGCUGAGCCCUGUGGCCUCUCUCUCUUCAAACGGUGCCAUUUACCACCACUGAUUAUCUGAGAGGCCACAUGCCCCCCUGCCCGUUUUCAUGAGUUCACAGUCAGACUGAAUGAGUUCUCAGAUAAAGCAGCCUGCCUGACUGGAGCCAGCAGGUGCUAAAGGAUGGUCUAAAUGAAGUGAGACAGCUGGGGCAGGAUUGGUGUGGGAAACUGGACUACAGCUACAGAGCAUGCCAACUCCGUCUCUGCUCUACUACUGAUUUGCAACACACUGAGGAAACCACUGCCUCUCAUCCUGUUCUAAAAGUGAUGAGGGCGUUCGAGGGCAGAACCUAAAAACGGGUCCUCAUGGUCUGAAGCAUAAAUACAGUAUUUACCCACAGCCACAGCUUUGCCACCUGCUCAGCCAUCAGGAGAAGCAUGCAUCACUGCAUAUCAUUCCCAUAACAUGACCAAGCUGGAUCUGGACUGAAAAACGCUACCAUCACUCUGUUUCUACUCUUGUAAAGGGAUUUUACUUUUCCUUUCUAACUGUGUGACUGUUUUUGAUGCAGUGAUAACAGGGUUUUAACACGGACUAAAAAGUACUGUAGAAACAACACUGCAAAGAAGCGAACACUUACUGGAGAGCGAUUUAAGCCAGCUGCUUUUUGUGCCAUUAUAUAUUUAAUGCAUAGCAUAUCUUAACUGGGACUCAGAAACCUCAUAAUUGUGGGAAAUGUGCCAAAUAUAACAUGGAUAUGUCAACUCAACUGCAUAUAAGCACUUUUAUUAACGAGGCUGUCAGUAAUCAUAAAACCCGAGUCGAGACAUCAGAUGUAUGAUGCUUAGAUUCAUUACUGGGUCCAGAUAUUUGUUUUCAUGUUGAUGGUUCACGUAAUCUCUUAAAUUACAUACCGAACAGCAGUGACUUGUCUGAUGAUUUUGCACUGUAAUUUGAUUUGAAUUUGAAAGAGCCAGUACAUGUUUUAAUGGCAGUGAAAUGUCAGGGUAGGUAAGCAGGAUAAUGCAACAUUAUUGUAAGCACAAUUGAUUUUAAGCAUUUUAUGGCCUGUAUCUCGUCAGGUAUUGGUUCACAUUUUAAUGUUCUUCUAACAAAGUUACUUUGCAUAAAAACAGGAGGUUCUGUUGCGGUAACAAUAAGCCACAGUUCACUAAUGAGUUCUGGAAAUCUAGACAGUUUUGCUAUUUUUAGACAAUAACACUAUCAAACUUGCAUAAUAGUCUUACAGAGUUUCUUGAAAUAUAGAUUUUGACUCUACCUUUAUUUAAGUGCACUGAAGAAAUUGAUCUUUAAGUGAUUACAUAACUGGAGCAAACUGAUCUUUGGUUGUUAAAAUAUUUAUUUUAAUAUAAAUUUUCAUCACUUCUUCCACUCUUACUAACCCUAAAUCAUGCAGGUUGGUUCACUGCAGCCUCAGCCAUUUUUUGAAAAACAGUAUUAACUCUGUCCUUCUAUUUUCAGCACAGCAAGACUAUGCAGUUAAUAUCACUCUAGACUGAAAGCCGCUGGGUCUGUCAGAACUGAUGCAGUGUGACAUAGAUGUCUUAAAUGCAAUUAUCAGAGGCUUCCCAGCUCUGUAAAUGGCGUUCCGCUGUAUAAUCUAUGGUUUUUGGAUUACUCUAAAGUGGUGUGCACAAUAGAUUUUAAUGUAUUUCUAAACCAGUGUAUCAUUAAAAGAAUGAUUAAACACUGUGCUUUGCCUGGA